AUGGUCGUGCAUUUGUUUGGUGCAUCUUCAUCACCCAGUUGUGCCAACUAUGCUCUAAGGAAAACUGCCAAAGAUUCUGAAGGACUUUUCGAUACCGAGGUUAUCAAUACCGUGAUAAGGAACUUUUAUGUAGACGACUGUCUCAAGUCAGUUAAAACUGUUGACGAUGCUGUCAGUUUAGUUAACGAUUUGCAAAAAUUGCUAAUGAAAGGAGGAUUUCGCAUAGCGAAGUGGAUUAGCAACAAUAGAGACGUCAUGAUGUCCAUUCCAGUUUCAGAAAGAGCAAAAGAAGUGAUGGAUUUAGACUUAGAUCAUGAUACCCUUCCAAUGGAGAGAGCUCUAGGAGUACAGUGGUGCGUGGAAUCGGAUGCAUUUUGCUUCAAAAUUGAAGUAAAGGAACAACCGCUUACUAGGAGAGGAAUAUUAUCGAUAAUAAGCAGUGUAUUUGAUCCUUUGGGAUUCUUGGCACCAUUCGUAUCGAGGGCAAAGAAAAUACUCCAAAAUUUCUCCAAACUUCAACUUGGAUGGGAUGAUGAAAUUCCUGAGAAUCUUGCAAUACAGUGGAACAAUUGGUUCAGUGAUUUGCAAAAAUUAUCUAAUUUCACGAUAGAAAGGUGUAUAAAACCCGUUGGAUUCGGAAUGUUGUGUUCUGUUCAGUUACAUCAUUUCGCGGAUGCAAGUGAAAUUGGAUAUGGGACUGUUUCAUACCUGCGUUUAGAAAACACAAUCAAAGAAACCCAUUGCUCUUUUAUUAUGGGCAAGUCUCGUGUGACUCCAUUAAAGCAAACUACCAUUCCAAGGCUAGAACUGACAGCAGCAACAGUUGCUGUGCGCACAGACAAAAUGUUGAAAGCAGAAUUAGACAUUCCUAUAGACGAAAGUAUGUUCUGGACAGAUAGCACGACCGUGUUGCGUUAUAUAGGAAAUGAGACGUCUAGAUUUCAAACAUUCGUAUCAAAUAGACUCGCUGUGAUUCAUGAGGGAUCAAGACCAUGUGAAUGGCACUACAUUAAUACCAAACUCAACCCAGCAGAUUAUGCAUCAAUAGGACUCUCUGCAGAUGAGAUCAUACAGCAUGACUACUGGAUCCAGGCUCCUGACUUUUUAUGGGCUCCAGCUGAACAAUGGCCAACAACACCACCAGGAAUACUAGAAGGAACGACGGAUGUUGAUCCAGAAGUUAAGGCAUGUGUCAGAGCUGCAGUAGCCAAUAUACAAAAACCAAGUGAUGUCAUGGAGAGUGUUAACAAUCUCCUCAAUUAUCAUUCGUCUUGGUACACCCUAAGGAAGAGUGUCGCAUGGAUUCUGAAGAUACGCAAAAAACUGUUACGUCGUAUCCAACAAAGGAGUUACAAGAGUGGUGGUGAUGAAUCAUCUAACGUCAAAGUCCCUUCUACACAUUACAACAUGGGACAUAUUUCAUUUCAAGAUUUGACAGAAGCGGAAACUGCUAUUUUGUCUUAUGUUCAACAUCAAACAUUUGCUGAUGAACUACAUACACUUGCUGAUAAACAUUCAUAUGUGACACGAAGCAGUUGUAUACGAAAACUUGACCCGGUUUUGGAUAAAAACGAUGGACUUUUGCAUGUCGGUGGACGACUUCACAGAGCCAGUAUGCCAGCAGAAAGUAAACAUCCGAUAAUACUGCCAAGUAAUCAUCAUGUUUCAUCUUUGAUUCUUAGACAGAUUCAUCACGACCUGAAACACAGUGACAGAAAUCAUACGCUAGCAGCUCUAAGAGAGAGGUAUUGGCUUAUUCAUGCACCUUCAGCCAUUCGGAAGCUUAUAUCUAAGUGCACUGUAUGUCGUCGUCUAGGCUCAAAGGUAGGAGAACAGAAGAUGGCUAGUUUACCAGAAGAUCGUUUGAUUCCCAACGAACCUCCAUUUACAAGAGUUGGUGUAGAUUACUUUGGACCAUUCGAAGUAAAGCAAAAGCGAAGUCAUGUCAAGCGCUAUGGAGUUACAUUUACAUGUUUAGCUUGCCGUGCUGUGCACAUUGAAGUUGCAGCAUCCGUACAUUAA
Ostrea edulis (European flat oyster) is the source of this 2022-nucleotide messenger RNA. RefSeq lists its product as uncharacterized. The transcript has a single exon. The record is from RefSeq and is a predicted model, not a curated record. The coding region runs from base 1 to 2022 and encodes 673 amino acids. Gene Ontology annotation, molecular function: nucleic acid binding. NCBI's taxonomy places the organism in Eukaryota, Metazoa, Mollusca, Bivalvia, Ostreida, Ostreidae.